GCGAACAAGCAGGCAAAGUCACGCAGGACAUCUCCACGCUCAUCUCUUUGGACGUCUCCUUCUUUUUUUUUUCGGACCAUCUUUGAUCGACCAAAAGCCGCUCCGAUCCUCCUGCGGGACUCCGGCAAAAAAAAAAAAAAAAAGGAGUAAAAGUUACCGCUUCUUUGGCUGUGAUUCUUACAGGCGCGCAUCAUGUUGGACGGUAUAAAAAUGGAAGAUCACCCGCUGCAGCGAUCGGGACAAGCCACGCUGGGUGUCAUGCUCGGGUCGGACUGCCACCACCAGGCCGUGUGUGAGGGCUGCCAUCGGCCCAUCUCCGACCGCUUUCUGAUGAGGGUCAACGAGUCGUCGUGGCAUGAGGAGUGUUUGCAGUGCACGGUGUGUCAACAGCCUCUCAUCACCAGCUGCUACUUCAGAGAAAGGAAACUUUACUGCAAGCACGACUACCAACAGCUGUUUGCUACCAAGUGCAGUGGCUGCCUGGAGAAGAUCGCCCCCACAGAGUUUGUGAUGCGAGCCCUGGAAUGCGUCUACCACCUGAACUGCUUCUGCUGCUGCGUGUGCGACCGCCAGCUGAGAAAAGGCGACGAGUUUGUCCUGAAAGAGGGUCAGCUGCUCUGCAAGGUGGACUACGAGCGGGAGAAGGACUUACUCAGCUCCGUCAGCCCAGAUGACUCAGACUCAGAGAAAAGCGACGAUGAGGAAUUGGACAUCAAGCCAGAGAAAGGAGGCAUCGGAGGCCAGGGGAGGGAUGACAGCAAGGAUCCCAGGAGACCCAAAAGACCACGCACCAUCUUGACCACUCAGCAGAGACGAGCCUUCAAGGCUUCCUUUGAGGUGUCCUCAAAACCCUGCAGGAAGGUGAGGGAGACGUUGGCUGCAGAGACAGGACUUAGUGUCCGGGUGGUCCAGGUGUGGUUCCAGAACCAGAGAGCUAAGAUGAAGAAGUUGGCCAGGAGACAGCAGCAACAACAAGAACAACAGAAUUCCCAGAGACUUGGCCAAGAAGUCAUGUCAAAUCGUAUGGAGGGGAUGAUGAGCUCCUUCACACCUCUGCCUCCACCACAGCAGCAGUUGGUUGCCAUGGACCAGAACGGGUACAGUACUGACCCGUUCCAACAGGGGCUCACCCCCCCACAGAUGCCCGGAGACCACAUGAACCCAUAUGGUAAUGAUUCCGCAUUCCACGACAUAGACUCCGACACGUCUUUAACCAGCCUCAGUGACUGCUUCAUGGCGUCGUCGGACGUCAACUCCAUGCAGGCCCGGGUGGGGAACCCCAUCGACCGCCUGUACUCCAUGCAAAACUCGUACUUUGCGUCGUGAGCGAAACGCACGGAAUAAACUGCCCGUCACUACCUAAUGCCUGACGACCGGAUACCACACAAGGAUUAGACAGAGGGAACCCCUGGACUUCCUGGACAAGGCCAAGAUUUGAAGACAGAGAAGACCCCUGGGGCAAAAAAAAAAAAGACUUGUCAAUUGUUUGAAAUCAUCCAUGGGGGUGGCUUGUCCCUCACAACAGUUUUUUUUUGUUUUUUUGUUCACAUAUAGAAAUCGACUGAUGAAACACUCUCAAACCAAAUACCAGUGAAUUCAUACAAUGCAUGAUCGACUGUAAACAACCUUUUUCCAAGUCACCCCCCACCCCCCUGGUUACAUACAAAGUGGUGUUUGGACUGUUUCUUCUACGUGGUUUCCCAUGUUCACCCCGCUAGCAUUUUGAUCACUAUGGAUAGGUACUAGAUAUUGUGUUAAUAGUCAAAAUAGGUGCAGCAUGUCUGCAAGAGUGACUGUACAUUUGUGUAUGUUUGGUAAGAAAGAAUUGUUUCGAUGACUUUAAAAAAAAAAAAAAAGGGUGGACUCGCCAGAUCAGUGAAGUGUAAAUAGUUUCCCAGGCAAAUUGGAUGUGCAUGUUAAAAUGGAAAGCAUUCUAUUUAUUUAACUAUAACAGGUUCUUGAAGGUACAUAUUAAAAAAAUGAAAAGCUUUAUUUAAAAAGGAGAACAUGUUUUUUUUUGUUGAGCAAUUAGUCAGUUUAUGUGUGUAAUUUUAAUAUGAAGAUUAACCCUUUUUUUUGGUUUUUGCCCAGCCGAGCUGUAAAUGAGCAAUGUGCUAUUUAUUUCGUACAGACCAUUAACUAUUUGUUGGCAUUGUCAUAUGUGCAUUCUCAAAAUGUUAAAAGUUGCUAAUUG
Entelurus aequoreus (snake pipefish) is the source of this 2194-nucleotide messenger RNA. It is a transcript of the gene lmx1bb, whose product is annotated as LIM homeobox transcription factor 1, beta b. Gene Ontology annotation, molecular function: RNA polymerase II transcription regulatory region sequence-specific DNA binding; DNA-binding transcription factor activity, RNA polymerase II-specific. Gene Ontology annotation, biological process: regulation of transcription by RNA polymerase II; neuron differentiation. The record is from RefSeq and is a predicted model, not a curated record. NCBI's taxonomy places the organism in Eukaryota, Metazoa, Chordata, Actinopteri, Syngnathiformes, Syngnathidae. Gene Ontology annotation, cellular component: nucleus.